Messenger RNA from Metarhizium robertsii ARSEF 23, 1209 nucleotides. Its product is annotated as endo-1,4-beta-xylanase-like protein. The transcript has 2 exons. The record is from RefSeq and is a predicted model, not a curated record. The coding region runs from base 1 to 1209 and encodes 402 amino acids. Lineage: Eukaryota; Fungi; Ascomycota; Sordariomycetes; Hypocreales; Clavicipitaceae.
AUGUCUGGAGUUCGACAGCAACGGUUUUACAGCUAUAAUGCCGCCGCCGACGACCAGCAAGACCGAUUGCGCAUGAUACGGAUCCCUGUUCAAUCUUUUUUUAACGACAAUAGUCAUGUACUGUUAGAAACUUUUUCCAUCAACACACAGAUCAACCAGCGCAGCCGGUUUCCCCCACACGAUGCUACCAGAGACCAUAUUGCCAGAGACGAUGAUACUAUUAUUGUUAAUACUGCAAGACGUCGCUAUCGUCGUCGCCGCCGAUAUAGCAGCAAUGAGGAUGCCGAAUUUCCGUUAGUGAGGCCUCGAAGACGUCGGGUAGGCGCGAGAUUUGCAGAGGCCGAUGUGCGAUUUCGAGUUAUGAGGAAAAGAUUUAAGGACCGCUGGAACAAGGAGUUCCCUGAUACACCAUGUGCCGAGUGCGCAACCUUGCUGCUCCCGAGGAAGCGUCAACAGAGAGCAUUCCAGGACAACCAUGAAUACGGCAUCACCAGAGUGUUCAAUGUUCCUGUGGCUGACGAACCUGGUGGCGUGAUUCUCUGCGAGGACUGUUGCAAAGAGCCCCGGGCGCCUAUAGACUGCGGACAGGUCCCUCAGUGCAUUGCUUCUCUCCCACGGCGAUCGACACUGUUCAUAUCCCCUUUCAAGUUGGAUACGAAUCUAGGAAGGACUUCAGGGUACAACUUACACACGAUCCCUUAUGUGUACCGAACUUUAUCUGGUGUUAUUAACACGAAUCCGAUUAACGAGCGAGCGAACAUGCUCUAUUCUGGCACACUUGGGGCUUAUCUGCAGAGCAGCCCACAUCGAGUAGACCAACACCAGAAUCUUGAGCAUCUAAUUCAUGUUCGCAAUUGGCUGCUGCAAAGAAACCCCGUCUUCCAAAGGAAUGAUGUGCGGGCGCAUCUACAAAUCGACCAUCCGUUACCAACUGCCGACCUCCCUGAGAACAGCGAUGAGCGUCGACCCCAAACCCGCCCGGAUAUUGUCAUGAACCCAUUUCAGUAUGACCAAGAAACGAGGAAUGAAGAUUUCCGGUAUAACAGGCUCUCCGUUGGGGCUGUCCAGGUCCCAGAGGGGCAUCGUCCAAAACCGAUGCUACUUAGAACGGAUCCAGAUGUCGAGAGACGAUUAUUACUGGGCUGCCUGGGCAUACCAAGAAAUGGAAGCUACAAGGAUCUUUCAGAAUACCAAUCGCCUUAUGCAUAA